Sitodiplosis mosellana (orange wheat blossom midge) is the source of this 8448-nucleotide messenger RNA. It is a transcript of the gene Rif1, whose product is annotated as telomere-associated protein RIF1. NCBI's taxonomy places the organism in Eukaryota, Metazoa, Arthropoda, Insecta, Diptera, Cecidomyiidae. The transcript is spliced from 10 exons. Bases 1473 to 7991 code for a protein of 2172 amino acids. Gene Ontology annotation, biological process: telomere maintenance. The record is from RefSeq and is a predicted model, not a curated record. Gene Ontology annotation, cellular component: nucleus.
UGCUAUGCUGAUGUCGACAUUCAUUCGAGACGGACGCACUCAUUCGCUCCGUGUGAAUUGCUUUCAAACUUUUUUUUUGCCAUCUCGUCUCGCCUUUUCAAGACGCGCUUUGUGUAAUCAUAUGCGUCUUUUAAGUGUUCGCAUUUUCUUUUCAUUUUAAAUUCCACACACAAGUUUUAUUCCGUCGUUCAACCGAGAGCCGAAAAAGAGAAGAAGAAAAAACGCCGUGUGUUGUGUGCGAAAGUCAAAUUUUUUUUUUUCCUUCGUUUCUGUAUUAUAAUAGAAUAUUUUUUUCGUUCUAAGUGUCUCAUUUCCCCGAGAAAAAAAAUUGCGAUGAAGUAAAAACGUUUUGAGUUUCCAUUUAAUUUUUGUUUAGUCCUAACUAAUUGUAUUUGUUUUGGAGAGUGAGAUAGAGAGAGAGAGAGAGAGAGAAGUGCAAGUUUCAAUUGGGAAUUAUUUUAGUUUUCUUGAGAGCACAAUUAACAGUGCAGAGAGUUUAAAUCGAAACAAAAAUAAAACAAUCAAAUAGAAUAUCAUCCGGUAAUUGAUUGAUUUUAAAUUUAAAACCAAAUUGAUUGUUAAUAUGAUUUUGUAACUGAGAAUGGAUUACACUUCGGCCAUACCUUUUCAUCAUCUCACUACACAAAGUUAGUGAUCAAAUUCGUUGUUUGUGUGUUCACUUUCGUCUUUGCGUUCAGCCUUUUUUUCACUUGCAAACCCAUUUUUUGGUUGGACGAAUCCAUGUAAUGAUCGUAAAGUAAAACUGAAAUAUCUACUGAACGCUGAACACCACCAAAGUGCGUGUUUGUGUAUGUGAACGAGGAAAAAAAAAGUGCAAUCACCCGUUCAGUCGAAGCAGCGUUUGUUUUGUUGUUGACAAUCAGUAUAUUAUCACAUUGAAACACACAGCAGUUUUGGUCGAAAAUUGUGUAAUUUUUUUUUCUCUCGGAACAUGAUGCGUUCGUUUAUCCAGAUAAUUUUCAUUCAAAUUUAUUAUCAAUAAAAUUUGUGGCCAUUUCAUUCCAUUGAAAUAUCAUCAUUGUUUUUGCAUUCGUUUCAUUUGAAAGAGUUAAAUAGCAAACACAGUAGCGUUGCUGGUGUGUUUGACAUUUUCCGAGUUUGACACAUAAUUCGCGAUAGGCUAAUCGAGUUUGUUUAACCUUAAUAAUAAUCACUGGGACAUAUUUUAUCGCAUUCGAGAGGUAGAAAGUGAACGAGCUGUGUUGUGUUGUUUGUCGUUCCGUAUUUUGUGUCUUACCUGGUUGAUUCCAAUGUGAUGUUUAACAAAAAUUCAUUGUAUUUGUUUAAAAUUAACCUACGGAUUUAAGCAUUUUAUGCGUUUCGGCAUGCGUUUUUUCACAUAAACCAUCAUAAUAAAAAAUUAUUGUUUAUAAUUGAAGUGUCAGGUAUUCGGCACAACAAAUCAUCGACAAAACGAAUGUUAUGUGAAAACGACGUUCGCGUAAAUCAUUAUGAGUCUACCAUCUGUCGCCAAGGAAAGAACUGCAAAUAAAGUUAGUUUAGUUACGAGACCCAGUGUUACGUUAGUUCAGCCAGUUCAAGUGAUUGGAUCAAGUGCUUCUUCGCAGCAGCCAACAUUAAUUUAUGUACAAUCUAUACAAACAAUUCAACCAGCGUCGUCUACAACGCAACCACAGCAGCUACACCAACAACAAAACAAACCCGCUUAUAUUACAACAAAGGUGAAUAAACCGAAAUCAUUAAGUCAACCGGUGACAAUUGCCCCCAUAAAAACACAUCCACGAUCCACAAUCAACAAAUUAGUAGCCGUACCUUCAACCUCAUCGUCAUCGUCAACAUCAUCGUUAACGAUAUCAAAACGUUUGCAAACAUUUCAAUUGAAAACACCAAAUACGGUCGUAACAACAAAUUUCCACCAAUCAAAACCAACCAUCGUCGGUCAAACCAUAGUGAGUCCACGAAUUGUGUUGAAUGACAAACAAACGGUUGCAAAAAUCACAAAAGUUAGCACAGCCACACCGCUUGCGUCAAUAGCACCGAAACGUACAACAACCAUCACAACAACCACCGCCGCACCAACAGCAACGAUAAAGGGCGGUUUGACAAUCGAAAGAUUCGGUUCAUCUUCAUCCAACUCCACUACUGCCAGCACCACAUCCACACAUAACAAGACUGCUGCACUGAAUGUAGCUAAACUUGAUCCGGUCAAAUUUCGGUAUCGCACCAUUUUGGAAAAUUUACUACAGCUCAAAAAUAAUUUCAUACGACGAACCAUCACACAGGCCAUCCAGCAAAAGCUUGCAAAUCAAUCGAACGAAGAUUUAUUAAAUGUGAUAUUCAAAUCGUUCGAAUUGACAUUGCUGUCGGUGAACGUUGACCAAAUCUACUUGAAUGAGACAUAUUUGAACGCAACGUUAGCAUUUCUGGCCAAAGUGAUUGAAACCGGCCGUUUCAUGGAGUUGAUUGAAAAUCGUAAAGAGACGAAAAAUAUUGGUAGGUUUGUUACAUCCGAAAUGUCAUCGAUACUCAACAAGGUUUCAUUGGAAAGUGUUUACAAGAAUGCUCGCGAUAUUUUCGAGAAAAAGCAACGCGGAUCAUAUGCACAGAUUUUGGAAUUACUGAUAAAAGUAAUUAAUUGUGUAAAAGUUUCGCCAGAAACGAAAAUGUCACCCGUUGAAAUCGAGUUCUGGCUCAAAGAGGUGGUACCGCUGAUAUUUGAUACCGAUGACGACAUCCAAACGAAUGCAAUCGAAGCGGUCAAUCGAGCGAUGCCAUUGCUAUUAGCGUCACGCUAUCAAUCGCAUCCGCAAUGGCAACGUGUUCGUUUCGAAAUUCUAAGCGACUACACGAAGAAAAUAAACGCUUGCUUUCGACAGGGAAACCCAAAAUGGUAUUUAGCAUGGUGUUUAUGCGUUCGAUUGCUCGAUGUUGAUAUUCCACGGAGUGCCAGCACACUGAAUGCAUUCCUGUCGAUCGUUGAACCAGCGCUGCGAAGCAAUGUGCCCAUUCGUCGUGCCGAAGGCUAUCUGUGUUGGCGGGCUUUGCUGGAAGUAUUGGUACGGCACAAUCGUUUGAACUCCGAAAAGCGUCUGAAAUUAAUGUGUACACCGUUGAAAUCGCUACAAGCAAAAACCGUGGAAAUUGCAACGAAUAAAUUUCAAGCGUGGUGGUACGUUGUGUGCAACGUACAGGAGAAUGUCGAGAACUAUAUAUCGAUGGUGUUUGAACCGUUCCUACACUUUUGCUUUGGUCCAUUGUUUCGCCAGCCCGAUCUUCAUCUACAGCCAAAUGAAGCCGCCACACAAGUCAAAAGCUUUUCCGACGUUUCACUCAUGGCAAUCGCAACGCUUCUGCGCAUUUUCGACGAAAGCGACAAACAAAUCGAUGAGCUGUUUGCCAAAUUUUCACUCGACCAUCCGAAAUUUGCGAUUUUAACCGAAACCAUCUUUAACAUUGAGUCAACGUCAGCAUUUAUAAUAAAUGCUUGCGGCGAAGCGACGAUGAUGUUAAAUCGGCUGCGUAACAAUGCAAACAACAAUAUCGAUUGCAUUACAUUGGCAGUAUGCUUGUGGACGCGACUGUUUAAGCACGUAAAUAAAGUGAAAAACGCCGAACAUAUCAACCGAAUUUUGGACAACGUUUCACAACUGCUGAAACUGAAUUCACUUGAUCCAAAUCAAACUAGAAUGAUUCCAGUGAUCUGUGCAUCAAUAUUGGGAAAUGUGAGUACGUCGUUUAUUUUCGAUCGAAACGAAGGCGAUAUUAUAACGGACGAUACGAUUAAAGCGAUUGCCAAACUCAUGAACACCCUGAUUCAAUUGCCAAGCAUGCAAUCACGUUUCAAUGAAUCGCUGUCCAAGUUGAUGGCCGUACCGCAGGAUGCUAACCUUGUUGUGCCGAAUUUUACGCAUUUUUUGACCGAAAUCCACGAGCAAUUUUUCAAAAACGACAACCAAGCAGCAAAUACCGGCGAAAUAAAUGCCAACAAAUUAACCAUCAGCUGCGAGUUUAUCGAUGGCAUUUUACAAUACAUUCACACCAAUUCUGAGCAACUCAAAGAAACGUUGUCGAAUUCGAAAACGACACAAAUCCCGCAAGUAUUUUACAACAUCCUCUAUUGGCCAUUGUCGAUGGCUUUGAAUCGAAAUGAGUUUGAUGUUUACACAAAAAUAUUGCUGAAAGCGAUUGACCUAUUGCUGACGGUGAUUAGCAAAUGGGAAUUUUGCAAGGAAAGCGCAAAAACGGUAAAAACCAUCAUCGCAAAUCCAGCUCAUUGCAUCUAUAUCAAUGACACCAUUGCAACACUGUUUGAAUAUAUGGUCUAUGAUUUUGAUGAAUUGAAAAGUGCACCGUUGGAUAUGUUAAAUUUGUGCGGAUUGUUGAUUAAAAAAGAUUCCAAAGUGAUGUUUCAAGAUUUGAAUUCAAUCACCGAAGCGUUGAUCAAGUAUCGUCGUGCGAUUAGCCAAAAGCAAUUCGAAAUAAUUGCACCAAAAUUGCGUGACGUCAUCCGGUUGAUCGAUGGUGAAAAGUCCAAUUUACGCACCGAAGCGAGUCUCAUUAAAGAUUUGAAGGAAAUGGUGGGCGAUGAAAUUAAAACGGAGAAAUCACCGGGACAGGGGAAAAAAUCGUUGCGUUCGGCAAAGAAUAAGGAUGAAUUUGUUGUUGUGAACAAGGUGUGGAAAUUAGAACCGAGCAAAUUGACCGAACAUCAAAAAGAGAAAAUGAAAACGCGCCGAUGUGAUAUACCAGCUCUAUACAAUGAUUUGAGCCAGAGUCAGGACAGUGCUAGUAUUCAAGCAUGGGCACCGAAAGCCGUGCCAACGUCAACGGAUAGUGUGAAAAAUGAAAGCAACGAGAAGAGUGCCGUGGCUGGUGACUCAAUUGAAUCGAAAUUCAUGGCCGCCGCCGCCGUCGUCGAUUCAACUGCCACCAUCAUCGUUCCCGAAUCUCCAUCAUCCCAACGAACGAAGAAAAUCGAAAAAAGUGCAAAAACCUCACCGAAACGAUCGAGCCAAAGUCAGAGUGACAACUGCGGCGAUCGUAAAAGUGAUGGCGAAAAAGAUGCAUCAUCGGAUGAAAUACCAUCGAAACGGCGCGUAACGCGUGAAUUGAAUCGAAUUCAAAUCGAUGCCAAAAUUGAGGAAGUGCCUUACAAUAGUCUACCCGAAAGUAAUCGUUUGACCCGUAGCACGAUAAAGAAAAUCGAAGAGAAACCCGACUCGGAACCGACCAAGAAGAUCGACGACAAAUCCGAACCGGAAAAACGAAAAACUCGAUCGGAGAGCGUAAAACCUGCAACACCAGAUGUGGUCAAAAAGAAAAUCACACGAGCAUCGCUGGCUAAUUCACCGGUACCCGUUAAAGUGAAAAGUAAACUAAACGCUAAAGCUGCUGUCAAUAGCGCAGAUAAUGAGGCAACCGGUGAAUCAACGCCGAAACGACGACUAACCCGCCAAUCUAAAACGGAUGAUUCCGACCUCGAUGAAUCGAUUGUUCAAUCCAAUUCUAUUCAAAAAGUAGAACACAAAAAGACUGAAUUUAAGGAUACGCUUGAACUUAAAGUGGAAAAACUACCGACGUAUCCAUCAUCAAAACCACACAGCGAAAAGUCGGACAUUGAAAAUGCUAAAGUGGACACGAAGGAAGAACCGAAAGGAAAUGCAGCGGAGCAAACGAGUGAUAAGGCAGCCGAAGCUAUGCAACAAAAUGAGAACAACGAUGAUGGUACGGCAAUGGAAGUGGAUGAGCCAAUUGCUGCUGAAUCGGUUCCACCAACGGAGAAUGUCGAUGAACAAUGUGAAACCGUAAACGAAACACCUGAACCACUAAAAAUUCAGCCAAUCGACGAAGACAAUAAAAUGGAAACGGAAGUUGAGCAAAACGCACAAAUACUUGUUGCAACGGAAACGAUACCGAAUGGCAUUGAACUCAUUGAAAAUGAAUGCGGACCGGACAAUGAGGACAACGGUGGCGACGACGACGAUGGAGAGAAUAAUAUAUUAAGUAGAUCGUACAUGAGUGCACUGGUUUUCGAUGGCAUUAGUCCAUCAAAGAGUCUGAACGGCAGCACAAUUGUCACAUCGCCGGAAAUUGGUGCGCCACGCAGUUUGGAGUUUUUAAAUGACACUCUGAACAUUUCACCGAUUAUACAAGAAGCAGAAAAAGUGGAGAAUUCAGCGAAAAAGAAGAUUGUCGUUGAAGGUUUGGAUGAAGCGGAGAAAGUUCAAGAGACAGUGGUUGCCGGUGCUGGCCAAGAAUACGAUGGUAAGACUGACAAACCAUUGGUUAGCGAUGAGAUCAUCAGUGACAAAGAAUCCGCUGUGAAAAAAGAGAGUGAAAAUGAGAACACUAAAAACGUAGUAGCUCAACGCACUGCUGGUGCAGCUGUUGUACCUGUCGCCGAGUCGCCUGUUGUAUCGUCAUCAAAGCAAUUGAACAAAACGCCCCAUGUAAUUCAGUCAAGUACUCCAAUCCAAUCACAUCACAGUCCCGUUUCGUCCAAAUUCAAAACACAAUUGAUGGGUCGCGGUGCACAGCUACUAAAAAUGAUCAACAGUAACAAGAGUCCAAAACCGGCAUCGCCAACACCUACCGCAAUGGCAGAAAAUGCAUUCGUGAGCAUCACAAAAACCGGUUCGCCAGCCAUCAACCAAUUGGAAACGGCUCCGAUCUUUGAAAAUGUGAUGCACACACCCGAACCGAAAAUGAGGCCCAACGAACGGAAUGAACAAAACGAGAACGGAAAUUUCUUGACAUUUUCGGGUGCAUUGCCAUCACCAUUCGAAAGUCCAGGCAUUAGCAUUUUGAAACGAAAGAGUUCGAACAUUUCAAUGGACGAUUCGAUGCAUUCACCGGCUGCGAAACGAAAGCGUGUAUCGUUCGGUUUUCCAUUGUCACAGACGAAAGAGUAUAUUAUCGAUGAAGAGUUCACACCAUUCUAUAUGCUGCCAUCGAAUGAUUCGCCGUGUCGGCGCGCCAAUCGGCUCAAAAAGCUCAAAUUGAAACGAAACAAAAAUCAAAAUGACAGUGCCAAGAGUGUCGCCAACGAUUUGAAGGCAUCACAACUGAAUGAUUCGAAUGCAACAAUGGCCGAAUCAACAUCAACCGCACACGCUAAGGGCGAUGAAGUGAGUGUGAAACAAAUACAAGAAUACCUUGGAAUGGAUGCCGAAUCGUAUCGUGCCAAACAGGAGAAGCAAUUGACCGAAGAGAAUGCAACAACUACAACAACAGCAGCAGCAGUGACAACAACAACAACACCCGCAGCCAAUAAUCACGAUUCAAAUAGCGAUGACAGCUCAACCGAAUCAAAUGAUGAUGAUCCGGAAAUUGAAGCAGCCGCAGCACACCCACCACAAUCAGCAACAGCAACAGCAACAGCAGCAGUAACGGCUAAAUCACUCAAUGAAUUUUCAGACGAUGACAUUUUCUCGCAUUUGCUGUCGAAAUAUUCACCGAACGACAUUCUCAAAAAGUUUGAGUCAGUAUUUGAUGCAAAAGUUUUGACCAAACGACUAUCGACCAUAAUGUCAACGGAUAAACAAGCGGAAACGCAUGCGUUGGAAGAGCUAGCCGAAACACAUUCAGAAUCCUUUUUGGAGCAUGCAAUCACCGAGAAUUUGUGUUCGGUGAUCUGUGAUCGUUUGACGGUGAAAUCACCCAACGGUAUCACCGACUAUACUACCGAAAAGAUAAACAACGAUGAACAAUUUGCAUCAGAUUUCUUGGAUCGUGUGUCGGUAUCGAUGUUACGUCAAAAAUUGAUGGACACCGUAACGACAAGCAAACGCGAACAGCACAUUUUACUCGAUGACUUUUUAACGGCUCUCAAGGAUAGCGCUCAUCGAAUAUCACCACGUACCGUUGACACUGGCAUUCUACCUGAACAUAUUCAUCUCUGGAUAUCAAAACUGUUCGAUCAAUUCAAAUUAACACCGGAACAAUAUCUUCAACUUACCAGCAUUUACAUACAAAAAAACCCACCAGCUACACUUGAUAGGUUUGACUAAAACAAUAUACAAAUAUUGGCCGAAGCAAGUACACACUGAUUCCGGAACCCAAAGCAAUCAAUCAUGUAUAAUAAAAACGAAAAUAUCGCAAGAUUGCCUGCACUGACACACAUUACAAACAAACUGAGAAAGGAAAAACAACAGCAACACACAAUUCGAAAAGAGAUUCAUCGUAUCUAUUGCAUUUUAGCACGUGAAAUAUUGUCUUUAAGUAAAUUCAAAAUUCAAAGUGGUCGAUAGUAUUAAUUCUAUAUUUUUUUAAGUCCAGAUCAUUAAAAUCUCACAAUUUUUUUCUUUCUUUUUCUUUCCAUUUAAUUUCGAAUAAUGAACCCUUUGUUGGCAGAAAGAAAAAGUAACAAAGGAAGGAAGGAAAACAAAAAAAAACGAAAACAAGGAUGUUAUUUUAUUUUUAAGUCAGAUCAAUAAAACCAUUGGAAACAUUUCAUUUAAAUUAAAA